Messenger RNA from Poeciliopsis prolifica (blackstripe livebearer), 2381 nucleotides. RefSeq lists its product as uncharacterized. The record is from RefSeq and is a predicted model, not a curated record. Lineage: Eukaryota; Metazoa; Chordata; Actinopteri; Cyprinodontiformes; Poeciliidae. The transcript is spliced from 6 exons. The coding region runs from base 206 to 1786 and encodes 526 amino acids.
UUACCUGGCGCCUGAAAGCUGUUUUGAAAAAGUUCGUCCAACGGUUCUCAUCUCAGAAGAAGCUGAAUUGUGCUCAAACCUUGACAAAGAAAAGAACGCUGUUUGGACCUCGUCAGCUUUCAGCAAAUCGAACCCCUGCAGCUUACAAUUUGGCAGUGCAUCAUCGAGAGAUUGGAAGCAUUCAAGACAACAAAGGUGUCAAGAAAUGGCUGAGCAAACAUUUUUACGCAGUGCUAUCAAUGAAGUGUUGCCCGAACUUGCAGAGGCUUCAAAAGACAUUCUCGAGGAGACUUUACAGUCAAUUGGAGUAGAAACGUAUGAUGACUUCCAGUUCAUUGUUGAGAAGGACUUGCUGUCAGCAUUAAGACCAAUUCAAGCCAGAAAGGCACUUGCUGCUUGGAAAUUAAGAUGCCGGACCCCUGAAACCAGCAGGUCCUCAAGUAAUGCAUCACCAGAUACUCCUCCAUCACAGCAGUCUUUGUCCCCGCUAAGUGUGUCAUCAAACUCCUCCAGCAGCAACCAGACAUCUGCAGCAGACUGGAUGGACACCUUUGAGAUACCAUGGGAAAAGUUCUCAGAAGAACUGAUGCAGGCAUUAGAGAGAGGUAAACGCCCAAGUCCAAAAAUGAGGAAGGAGAUGGUCAGGAUUGUGGUGUCUGAAAUGAUGCGAAAAAGUUCUUACUUGGGUAAAAGGAGUUCUACAGAGGUUGCAAAGAAGAUGGUGGCAAAAUAUCCAAAAUCUCUACAAGACGUUAUCGAUGGAGAUGUCAUUGGCCCUGGCUAUCAUUCACUCGUCAAACAACUUCAAUAUCGAAUUGACAAUGCGAAGCGAUCUACAAUGCCUAAAAUAAGAAAGCGAAAGCACUGCUCUGAAAACUCUGACACAGAUGAAAUUCCUCAGGAACAGAGAGCUGCAAUUCAGGACACCUAUGGGUGUAUAAACUGGAAUGUAAAAUUCCUUCCUCUUGGAGAAACUGCUGAAAGUCAGCAACAGAAGAAGGACAAGCUCAAGAUGAUGUCUCUGCAGAAGGAGGCCAAUCCUGAGGAGAUGAAAGAAUUACUGAGGACAACUUUCUACUCACAGCGCAAAGAUAUUAACCAGGGGAAAAGUAUUCAAGAUGUCUUGGAAGCCUGGCCUGUUUUAUUUCAUGACAUUGGGAUGGCUGUACACUACAAGGAACUUACUGGACUUGGAUUGAAGGAAACCUUCAUGAGGAACAUUGAUAUGAAGGGAAAAAGACUGCUGAACUACAUGAACACUGUUUGUGUGAACAAAAACAAAAGGUUUUUCCAGGCUCAGACAAAGUUGAAGAUGUUAAGGGGAGAACUGGACGGUUACUCUGAAGAUGUUAAAGAGAUGAUGCUCCUACUUCUCUGCUACUUCAAUGAAAAUGAAGAAGCAAUGUUCUUCUGUGUGGAGGACACAUGCCUGGCUGAAGAAGUACAGAUGGAGAACGUCUCCUUGACUCCCACUAUCAUUGUGUGUGGUCAAUCCUGCUUCCAUGCUAAACGAUUCAUGCUGAGUGUGGAUCAACAGAUUGGAAACAACAACAUCUCCUGUUUUAUUUCUGCCCUCUGCAUGAUGUUUGGGAGCUAUUAUUGUUUUAACAUACAUUAUCCAUCGGGGCUGGCGUCUACACUGGAGUUUCUGCAGAGGUGUUUCUUCUCAAUCAACCCAGACAAGGGCAGUAAGGUGGAAGAAACCCGUAAACCCAGACUGCGUGUGAACCCCCGUGUACUCACCUUGAUCCAGGAACUUUCAGAUCAUGAGUGGCGUGAUGUUUGAGAAAGGACUAAAGUCAGUGAGUUCUCAAGGCGGUGUUUAAUCUUAACAGAGCUGAAUAGAUUUCUAAAUGUAUGUUGCAUCUCACACCGUGCCUUCUGAAGUUAAAAAAGUUGAAAAGACAUAUUUAUAUUUGUUCAGUGGCUGAAUUUUGCACCAUGUCAGAAAGCACAAAUGAGAAUUUCAUUGUAAAUAUGUUUUCAAUUAAAAUGUUUGUUUCUAAAAAAAUUUUAGAAUUAUCAUUAUUGAUAUAGUUUAUAUUGGGCUUCCUUGUGUUUUAAAUUUCCAUUUAACUGGUAAAUGUUUGUUGAAAUUUGAUUAUUCAUAGAUAUUUGGAAAUAGAAUUGCUUCUAAAAAAGAAAAAAAUUUGAAGCAAACAAACAUUAUUAUUAAAAUGUAUACUGGAAAUAGAAAUUUAUUGUAUGUUAUAAUCUUCAAGCCCCCUCUCCAAAAAAAGGGUGUGAAAGUUGGCUCUCAUACUGUUUCUGAUAAGUUAAAAAGGUUGAAGAAAUUUAUAUGUAUUCAGCAGGUGCAUUUGUUUCAUGUGCUUCAUGAUGUUCAGAAAAGACAAAUGAGAACUUCAUUAAAAAUAAAUAUU